GUGUUCUUGGCGACAAGAUUGUCGAUCCAUUCAUGACCAUCAUGGUCGGUAAAGAUAUGUGGGAUGCACUCGAAGCCAAGUUUGGAGUCGCGGACGCAGGAAGUGAGUUGUAUAUCAUGGAACAGUACCAUGACUACAAGAUGACUGAUGACCGCUCCGUUGUUGAGCAGGCUCAUGAGAUUCAGUCGCUCACUAAAGAACUUGAGUAUCUCAAUUGUGUGUUACCGGACAAAUUCAUUGUCGGAGGCAUCAUUGCCAAGCUUCCUCCUUCAUGGAGGAAUUUUGCUACCUCUCUGAAGCAUAAGAGGCAAGAGUUUACUGUUGUCAAUCUAAUUGGCACUCUUGAUGUGGAAGAGAAGGCGAGGGCAAAAGACACAUGUGCUCGUUUCCAUGAGGGGAAUUCCAGUGCCAAUUUGGUACAAAAGAGAAAUUUCCAAACCCACAAACCCAAGAACAAAAACUAUGCGGGCAAAGGAAAAUUUGAUGGCAAGUACAAAGCCCCACAACCUGUCAACUUCAAGAAGAAGAAGGAUACUUAUAAGAAGAAAGAAAAGUGCCAUGUAUGUGGCAGUGAAGAACAUUGGGCUUCAUCCUGCAAGGACCGCUGGGACAUGCGUCAGAAUGAGAACAAUAGCAAGACCGCUAAUGUUGUUAUUGGCGAUGUUGACAUGAAAGAUGUCGGGUCGCAAGAACUACACCCGUGCUGAUGGGAAACAGGACACAUGCUUCUGUUCAUGGUGUUGGUACGGUCGAUCUGAAGUUUACUUCGGGAAAUAUCGUGCGACUGAAGAACGUGCAGCAUGUCCCUGCUAUAAAUAAAAAUCUUGUCAGCGGUUCUUGUUUGUGUCGAGAUGGUUAUAAAUUGGUAUUUGAGUCCAAUAAGGUUGUAGUAUCUAAGUGUGGACAAUUUGUUGGGAAGGGCUAUGAGAGCGGAGGCUUGUUCCGCUUAUCUUUGUCAGACUUUUGCACUAAAGUUAUUAAUCAUGUUUGCAGUGAAACCGAAUCAAAUGUUUGGCAUUCACGACUUUGUCAUAUUAACUUUGGUGUCAUGACGCGGUUAGCAAAUUUGAGUUUAAUCCCAAAAUUUACAAUUGUCAAAGGUUCUAAGUGCCAAAUUUGUGUGCAAGCAAAGCAACCUCGCAAGUCUCAUGCGACUGUUGAGGCGAGGAAUUUGGCACCACUUGAACUCAUACAUUCAGAUCUUUGUGAGAUGAAUGGUGUGUUGGCAAAAGGUGGAAAAAGAUAUUUCAUGACUCUAAUCGAUGACUCUACUAGAUAUUGCAUGAUAUAUUUGUUGAAAACAAAAGAUGAGGCUUUGCACUACUUUAAAAUCUACAAAGCCGAAGC
This is a messenger RNA of Aegilops tauschii subsp. strangulata, 1347 nucleotides long. The record is from RefSeq and is a predicted model, not a curated record. NCBI's taxonomy places the organism in Eukaryota, Viridiplantae, Streptophyta, Magnoliopsida, Poales, Poaceae.